This is a messenger RNA of Nannospalax galili (Upper Galilee mountains blind mole rat), 5198 nucleotides long. RefSeq names its product Fas binding factor 1 (gene Fbf1). The transcript is spliced from 30 exons. Gene Ontology annotation, cellular component: centriole; ciliary transition fiber; ciliary basal body. The record is from RefSeq and is a predicted model, not a curated record. Gene Ontology annotation, biological process: cilium assembly; establishment of epithelial cell polarity. Lineage: Eukaryota; Metazoa; Chordata; Mammalia; Rodentia; Spalacidae. Bases 686 to 4144 code for a protein of 1152 amino acids.
CUGGCCCAGCUGGUUGAACUGAGUGGAGUUCGAACCCGGGUCUCUUGCUGGGCCAGGUUUUCAGGGUCGCACCUCCAAAGGGCUCGUAACGGGGCCUUCAGGGGCGGGGACAGCCACGGUUGUGCUGGGGUUGGGACGAGAUGGGCACGCGGGAGUUGGACCAUUGAGAGGCAGGUCCCGGCCUGUCGCGAGACUCGGAACUGCUGCGGCCGAGGGGCGGGCUCGCGAUUUUUAAAAUGUUUGGCAUAGAGUUGACCGAGUAGAUGCGAGGUUGCCACUUUACCCUGGGCCUCCUUGCAUGCCGCCGUCUGGACAGCUGAGACAGGAUGGGCGGGAGGUUCCUUGGUGUGUUCUGAGCCAUAACGCGUUUGGCUUUGUAGGUCGCCAAAGUUGCCAUUGCACAAGAGAAACAAGCAUUCCCCCCAGUCCCCAGCCCCAGAUACGCUUUGCAUCCCAGUAAGAGGAGAGGCACACCCGGGACACAGAUGAGUGCCUCCGACGCCUUUCUGCCCAGGCAUGCAAAGGUGCUGGAACUUCAAGAGGAUGUCACUGUGCCCAGCUAAGCGACAUCAUAUUUAAGCAGCUCCUUUAAUUUUCUCUAUUAGGGAGGAUGAGCCUGCUGGGCAGGAAUGCCAGUGAGCUGGACAGUGUGUGAAGGAGCUGCAAGAAGUGCCCAAAGGCCACAAUGGCCCCAAAACCCAAGAAGGGAUUGAAAGGCUCCAUUGAUGAUGUCCUUGGUGACCUCCUGGGGGAUGAUACCACACUCCCUGAGAAGCCUGUUGAUCCAGCUUCACAUGCCAGAGACAAAGCAGGUGCACCUCAGUGGCUCCUUUCAAAGGCUAAGGCAAAGUCCCUCCUGAAAAGCAAUGCGGAAGGGCUGGCAGGAUCUGAUGUCGAGGUUUCCGGUGUCUCAGAUGCAGACCCCAUGGUCUUUCUGGAGAGCAUGAAGGAUCUGGAUGACAUGGAUGCUGAUCUCUUUGGCCGGGUAAAGUCUCAUUCAUCCUCUGGCAAAGGAGCUGCAAAGAUUUCUGGGAAAGAAGUUCCUAGCCAUCCCAAACCUGUUAGCACAUUAACAGCUAAUGAGAAAGGGGACACCAUUCCUACUAAGAAGCCUGCGUCUUCUUUCAGCAGCUGUGGACUUCAAUACCAGUUUUCCUUUGAAGACUUCAAAGACCCACUGACAGGACUUCUCUCUGACGAGGAGGAAGAAACUCCCAAGAAGCCACCUGUGGUGGAGGGUAAACCUGCUUCCAACAAGAGCCCCAACACAACUGAAGGCCAAGGUCCUUCUGUUCCUCUAACUCCUGGGGACACUCCUAUCCGAAAGAAAGAAUUGUUUGAUGAAGGGGACGACAUCAUGGCCACUCUGGGUUUUGAAGACAGCCCCAACGCAGAGAGGAGAAAGAUGGGAGACCAGGAAGGGCCCCUCCCUGCUCGCUUCAAGCUGGAUGAGCUGCUGGGUCGAGGCACAGCUACCAAGCUCCUCACUCGCCCAGCCACUGGGGAACACAGGGAGUUGAAGCUAGACCAGGAGUACCAGAAGCUGGAGGACAAAGAAGACAGCUGGGGUGAUGAGAUCCUCACCUUUGGGGCUUACCAGCCCACUGUGGCCUCCUCUGAGGGCCGUCAGUCUCGAAGGCAGUCAGUCAGCAGGUUUUUAGAAGGUGCCUCAGACUCUAAGGGAGACCCCAACUUCAAACAGAGCCCUCCAGUAGCUUCCAGCCCUGUCCACCCCAAGAAGGGCGGAGCUGACUGGUUAGGCCUCAAGGAUGAUGACCUGGACCUGCUUCCUCCCUCUCCCAUCCAAGAGGCCCAGCAAGAAGGCUCAGCCAUCUCCAUACCCUCUCUACCCGUUCUGGCAAGCCAGCACUCUGCCUUAACUGUACUACCUUCAGCAGCAGAGCCCCCAACCAAGGGUGCAAGGCUCCCUGCCAAAGCCAGCCAGGCCUCCGCACUCAGGGAGUCUGAGGAAGAAGGAGAGGACUGGUUGAGCCACAUCUUGUCUCAGAAGAAGUCCCCAGGUCUAGCCAGAGAGGAGCGUGCUAGGCCCUAUAAGGGCCCAAACUCAGUGGGGACAUUGGGCCACCCGUCUUCUGGCAGUCAGCCUGUUGUUAGCACUCAAGUUCUUGAACAGGCAACUGCUGGAGAAGCUUCAAGAUCAACUACACAAGGAAUUCCAGCUGCCAGGCCUGAUGUCACAGGGUCUUCCAUGAGUUGGAGCCAGGCCACUGUGGUCCUCCCUGUAGGUGACCCCAAGAAGGGAAUGGCCUCUGCCUCUGGAGACCUCUGCAGCACUGAGCCUGUGAUUUCUGUCCCACAUUCCCAGGAACCCACCAGACCUUCUCUGCCUGUCCAGGUAGGGAAGGUAGACAAACAGUCUUUGCUCUCAGAGUCCCUGAUGCAGAGUCUGCUGCCAGGCUCAGCAUACCAGAAGCAGCUCCUGGCAGCCCAAGGGCAGCUUCAGAGCAGCACUGCCCAGCUUCAGGCUGAGCUGCUGCAGAGCCAGACCAAGCUUUCAGAGCUGGAGGCCCAGGUGCGGAAGCUGGAGAUGGAGCGGGCCCAGCACAGGAUGCUGCUAGAGAGUUUGCAACAGCGGCACCAAGCAGACUUGGAGCUCAUUGAGGAUGCGCAUAGAAGCCGCAUCAAGGUGCUCGAAACAUCAUACCAGCAGCGGGAAGAGCAGCUCCGAAGAGAGAAUGAGGCUCUGUCAGCUAAGCAUGUGUUGCACUGUCGGGAGGCUGAGCAGGCCCAGGCCGAGCUCAUAGCCCAGCACCAGCGGCACUUGGCUGCGGCUGCACAGGAGAAGGACCAGGAGGUGGCACGACUCCGGGAGCUGCAGCAGGCAUCCAUCCUGGAGAUGCGUAAGGACCACGAGCACCAGUUGCAGCGGCUGAAGAUGCUGAAAGACCAAGAGAUUGAUGCUGUCACCAGUGCCACCUCCCAUACUCGGUCCCUGAACGGCAUCAUUGAGCAGAUGGAGAAGUUUUCCAGCAGCUUGACCGCGCUUUCCUCCCGUGUAGAGGCCUCACACCUCACCACCUCACAGGAAAGAGAGUUGGGGAUCCGGCAGCAGGAUGAGCAGUUGCGAGUUCUGCAGGAACGGCUAGGCCGGCAGCAACGGGACAUGGAGGAGGAGCGUGGCCGGCUUCAAGAGGUCAUAGGGAAGAUGGAGGUGCGCCUGAAUGAGCAGAGCCGUCUCCUGGAACAGGAACGCUGGCGAGUGACUGCCGAGAAGUCUAAGGCCGAGUCUGCGCAGCGGACUCUAGAGGAGCAGAGGAAGGUCAUGGUCCAGCAGAUCUCCAUGGAGAGGGAGGAGCUAGAGAGGGCCAAGAGCGCCCUGCUAGAGGAGCAGAAGUCGGUCAUGCAUAAGUGUGGGGAGGAGCGGAGGCGCCUGGCAGCCGAAUGGGCCGAGUAUUUCACACAGCAGAAGCUGAGUAAGGAGCGGGCUGAGCGCGAGGCUGAGCGGGCGCUGCAUGUGGACUCCCAGCGGGAGGGCACCCUCAUCAGCCUGACCAAGGAGCAGGCAGAGCUGACUGUCAGGGCCUGUGAGCUCCGGGCCAAGGAGGAGAAGCUGGCUGCUGAAAGGGAGGCUGUGGAGAGGGAGAGACAGGAGCUGCGGCUGGAGAAAGACAGACUCCACAAAGCCAGCCUGCGUCUUCAGGCCCGUGCCCAGGAGGUGGAACACAUGAGCAAGGUGGCCUCCAAGAAGUACCAGGAGGGUGAGCAGGCCCUGCAGGAGGCCCGGCAGAUGCAGUGUGAGCAGCAGGAACGCCUGCAGGCAGUACAGCGGCAGCAGGAGUGGCUGCGGCAGCAGGAGCAGCACGUGCAUCAGGAGCACCUGAGCCUAGCUCAGCAGAGGCUACAGCUGAACCGUGUGCGACAGGACUUGCCUUCUAGCCUUCUAGGGCUGCCCUCCAGAGUUCAGGGUCCAGCAGCCUCCAGCCUGGAUGCUCCCCAGGCCCUGGCUCCCAGCACUUCUCAAUACAGCCGGUCCCCUGCUGCCCCCAUUCCCACUCAGCUUCUUGCCAAGCUGCUGCUGCUCAAGCGCACAGCCGAGGAGGACCAUGACUUCUUGGAGAAUGAACAGUUCUUCCUGGAGACUCUGAAGAAAGCACCCUACAAUAUGGCAUCACAUUCAGUCUGAAAAGGGCCACUUGCUCCUCAGUGAAGCGUCCAGACCUGGAGUUCUCUCCCACUGCUCAGCUGCCAACUCCAAGGAGGAGCAUGGGAGGUGGUGCACUGCCCGGGGCCCGAGUUCAACUCUGUGUGGACAGGGUACCUGUGUGUUCUUCCCAAGCCCUCGGGCUGCGACUGAGAGGCAGCCUUUGCCCAGGCUGUGGUGAUGUUGAGGCUGGCUCACCACUGACAGCUCACUCCUGUCCCAUAAUGAGCCCCCAGCUCAUGACGCCCUCCUCUCUCUCUACAGACAGCUACUGGGAAUCUGUGCCUGGGCUAUUUCUGAGGGAGUGCGUAUCUCAGGGCCGUAGGGGGUUGUCACAGCAGACUUCUACCUGAGAGGGAUAUGGAGAAGGGCCUCCCAGCUGAAUGGGAGGCCUGGCCAAGGACAGGGACGACACCAUGCCGUACCCAGCCAGAUUCUUCCAGUUUGAUGUGCUCCUGGGAUUCAGGCAGUGUUCCAUGCCCACCCUGAGCCUGGCCUACACACAUCCUCACCUCAUUUCCAGCACUGCCCAGUGAUCAGCGUCAUGGACUUUAGCCUCACCUGAUUCCUCCUCCCCAUCUAAGACCCUGUCAGAGGCUUGAGUGGGAAGCUAUAGGCAGUGGUGGGGUGUGAGGAGGGGCAGAGGAGGAAGAAAGCUAGUUAGAGCCACUGCCCAGAGGGUGGAAGGUAGCACUGGGACUCUGAGGGCCAUACUCCCAGGCUGCUGCUGCUCCUCUGGUCUUCACCAUCUUCUACAUACAGGCCAAGAACCCUGGUGAGGCUUCAGUUGAGGGGCAGGAGAGUGGUAUUGGCCCAGCAGACCCAGCAGGCCUCAGCAGGCAAUUACAGUUGCUCCCAAAGCAGCUUCUGUCUGGGGUGAUUCCUCACAUUCCGUCUGGGUGGGUGGACAAAGGAGAGUGCCACAGGGAAGGCCUGGUGCAGCUUCCAUCUCCGCUCUUCUGAACAGGGACCUAGCUCACUUGCCAACAGUCUGUAGCCUUGGUCUUGGACCCAUUAAACUGCUGUAUUCUUAGGA